CACCCAAAAUAAUCGAUGGCACCGACGCAGGACAAAAAUCUUCUAAAUAUAUGGCAGCCAUAAAAAGGAGUGGCGAAUUUAUUUGUGGCGGGACCUUGAUUACCAAACGAUUUGUUUUAUCAGCUGCCCAUUGCAUGGAAAGUUCAACCGACCUAUCCGUGAUGUUGGGAGCACACAAUAAAAGCAAUCCGGAACUAGAGAUACCAGUCAUCCAAACAAUAAAGCACCAGCAUUUUAAUCGUAACGAUUUAAGCAAUGAUAUUGGCUUGCUGAAGCUGUCGCACGACGUGGUGAUUGGAAAUCUUAUUCAACCAGUAUGCAUUUAUGUGGACAAGAACAGUAUGUGGCGAGCCGAGCAGCCGACUUUCAAAGCUCUUGGCUGGGGAAAAACAAGGCAUGCCAAUGAUAGCGAAAUACUUCAAUCAGUUAUGCUUAGCCGAAAAGAUUUAUCACAUUGCCAAAACUUGGUAAAUGUGGAUAUCUAUUUGACGCAGAUCUGUGCUGAAGGGCAGGGAUUCGGAGACUCCUGUACUGGCGAUUCUGGCGGGCCUCUCAUCGUUUCGGUUGAUAAACUGGAAACUCAGAUCGGGAUCGUGAGCUACGGCUUAAGUCAAUGCACUGGUUUAGCACUGUAUACCGAUGUAACCAAGUUUGUCGACUGGAUUGCCGAAAGCAUAAGGUUAAAUGAGGUUGCUUUGAGUGGCAGAAUUCCCAUCUUUUCACAGCCUGAAGUGCAGCCAUCCAUUUGGUUGCAUAGAGACUGCGGUGGCGACACCAUGUUAUCAAACAUGAGAGCCUUGAUUUUUGGGAUUGAUUUCAGGGCCAACGGCGCCUUUAUCACAGAACAGUUUGUCUUGGCAAAUUCGAACGACUUGCAAUCACACCCUUUACGAGUGCGUGUGAUCGGAUAUUAUAAGUCUUUCGGAGAAUACGGAGUCCACUCGGUUAUGAGGCACUCAAAAGACUCCACCAAGAACGACAUCGCAGUGCUGAGACUGAAUAAACCGGUGACGCUGACAGAUGGACUGAAACCGUUCUGCAUGUUGGGACACAACUACUACCAGCACAAUUUGAAAUCCUUGAACUCAGAAAGUGUGCAAACGAUCUCUAUAGAACGAUUUACACAAAUGAACUUUGCGUGA
Messenger RNA from Drosophila rhopaloa, 1142 nucleotides. Its product is annotated as chymotrypsin-like protease CTRL-1. Bases 51 to 1142 code for a protein of 363 amino acids. The record is from RefSeq and is a predicted model, not a curated record. Gene Ontology annotation, biological process: proteolysis. The transcript has 8 exons. Lineage: Eukaryota; Metazoa; Arthropoda; Insecta; Diptera; Drosophilidae. Gene Ontology annotation, molecular function: serine-type endopeptidase activity.